AUGAUACAUCAGGAGCAGAAUAUUGUAGAGCCUGUACUGGACUUCAUUCAUGGGGUCUCCGUCCUCUAUUUCAAGAAUUGUGAGACAUUAGAAGGCUUUAGAGAUCAGAACACAGACCAAAUUCAGAAUUGGCUUAGCGAAAAGACAGAUGCUGAGCCUUUGUUCCUUGUUCAUGACUUAGAUACAUUGAGAGUGGGCCUUUUAUUGCAGAUAGAUUCAGAAAAUCUCAAGAAGAACAAUGUCUUGAUGGUGAUGAAAAACCAGUCUGUAAUAGAUUCUGACGCGUCCAUCGAAUCUCAAUUCAACAUCAUAAUGCUACCUCAAGAUUCUCAAUUCGACACAUUAAAGACACUUGUUGAUGUCGGUUUGUAUCAAAUAUUCGAUAAAGUUGUAAUAAACAGAAGUAGGGAUUCCAAAACAGUACCAGACUCAUUACUCAAUACCAAGAGGAAAAUCAAGGAUUUAUCCCUUUCUUUGCAAAACCUGGACAAAGAAAUUCAGUUGCCCAACAUUGAGGAAUCAAUUCAUCCAUUAGUGAAGCAGUUAGUCAUAGACGGAGCAACAGCACAUAAUGUGGAUGAACAUCUGCCUCCAGAUCAAUUGAAUGACUCGUCAUUCCUUAAUGCAUUACAAAAAACCUCAAAUUCAUGGAUCAAAGCAGUCCAUUCUAUAUCCAGGCUUGAAAACAAUUUAGCGGAUGGAACAGCAUUAGAUGAGGUGAACUUUUGGAGGAAUUACUGUACAGCUCUACGUGAACUAGAAAAAAUGUUAAGUUGUAAGGAAGUUGAAAUUACGAUAAGCAUUUUGGUAUCGGCCAAACGAUUCUAUAGUAGCACAUCAUUUAUCAAUGAUACUGGGUUGUCCAACAUGAUAGCUGAAACCCAAAGUUUUUCAACUUUUCUCGAUGGACUUGCCAUACAAAACAUCUCAUCUGCUACUUCAAUGCCCGAUUUAAAUAUUGCUAUAGAAAAAUUCGCAUACGAGAUUAGAAAGCUCAAAAUCACUCAAUACCCAUUAGAAAAAGCCAUCAAACUGAUAGAGAAGGUAUCAGAUGAUAUCUGUAUCAAAGCAGAGGAACUUUUACCAAACCUGUUACUUAUGGAUUAUGAACAGUUUCUAAAUAUUAAAGAGAACGCUCUCAUGGUUCUUGAUAAUUUUGAAGAUAAAUUGAAAGAUUUCACGUUGAUGAUAAGAGAGCUAAUGCGAAAGAAAGCUGCGAAAUUCAUAUUUUUGAAGUUAAAUUGCUCCACAGAGGGACUUAAGCAACGUAUUUCAAAUGUAUCGACUUUCAGAGAACAACAUCACAUUUUCCUGGAAGCUCUUACAGCGGUCGAUAACCGACCUCUCCGUGAAAGGACAGAAAGAAUUUAUGAUAAGGUUAAGCCCGUUAAUGUUUUAAAAGCUGAUGUCGUUUCUUGGGUUCAUUUACAAAAAAAUUAUUCUCAACAAAUUUCAUUAAUCGAAGAUGAACUAAUUGCCAUUCUACGGAAGGAAUUAGAAAAUUGUCACAGUAGUAAGGAAAUGUUCAGCAUAUUUGAAAGAUAUGAAUUGCUUACAAAGAGAAUUAGGGUUUUGAAUGCUGUCAGAGAAUACCAACAUCAGCUUUUGGACAAUGUUAAGACUGAUACUAACUUCAUUAGAGAUUCAAUCAGCUCUUGGACCCCAACUAAUGCUGCCGAAGAACAAUUUGAUAUUCAAUCAAUUAUCCAUGACAUAGUUUGGCGAAAGAAGCUUUUGAAAAAAUUAAAACUGAUUACAUCCAAACUAACAGUCAUCUUAGGAUCAGAUUGGGAUAAAACUACGAUCGGCUCCCAAAUCUCGAAAGAGUGCACUUCUAUCCAGUCUAGUCUAAGCACUGACAAAAUUUACGAAUCAUGGAUAUGGAAUGCGCAAAACACGGAAUUUUCACUUGACCAAAGUGUAUUUAAAGUCAUAUUAUCGAAAACAGACUAUGAAUUGAAGGUGAAUUUCAACUUUUCUUCAGGAUCCCUUUUCAAAGCACUACGGAACCUGAUAUGGCAAGGAUACGACAUACCAAGCGAUAUAGUCAGAAAGUCUAGAAUAACUAGAAACACAUACCCUUAUGCGGCUAUCAUUGCUGAAAAAUUACAAACAUUUUUUUUAGUUGUCGAUGGUGUCAAGCAAUUAUCUUACACGACCCCACUCCUUCGAAACAGUGUCAAUGAUGUUUGGAAAAGUUUAUCAACUCUAAUAACAGAGUCUUGGGAAACUGUUCCAAUAGAUACAAUUGUCGAUGGAAGUAACAUAUCUGGUGAUUUGGCCAGAUUUGAAGAAGGUGUUGACCGUCUUCUGCGGGAUUAUGAGAAUUUCUCCACUAUGGAGUUUCAGGUCAAAGAAUAUUAUCUUAAUUUAGACAACUUUUCACUAGAUGAAGCGUCCGGCAAUAUUACUGAACAAUUACAAUAUAUAGUGGACAAAUUUCGCUUAGAGGUCACCGAGGAUAAUGUACUUUUUGUUUCAAUGCUAAACCAUAGAUUAAGGAUGACAUUGAUCCAAAAGUUCAAGGAUUUUAUUCAGUCUCUGAUAUUAGAACCUAUUGAACAACGUAUCACUUUUUCCAACGGAGUUUUCCAGUUUGAACCCUCAUUUUGUGCUGUUAAGAGUUCAUGGAUCAACAGAUUGAGUUUCAUUGUAAACAAAAUACAAAAUCAGCCCAAAUUGAUAGUGUGUAGUUUUGGCACUGCUUUGAACACGGCAACCUUUACUGACAUAUUAAGCGAUAUACAACCAACAAUCGUGGAAUAUAUGGAUUCUAUAGACAGGUUUCAUGCAUCUUUAGGUAAGAUUUUAUCUAAAUGGAAGACAACAGAAUAUUUGUGGACACUCACAGAAGAGCAAUUUGUGGCAAAUGUUUCCACUGAUAUCGAAAUAUGCUUGGCCUUUAUGACUAAUAUUUAUGAGCAAAGAAAAACUAUGAAUUAUAUCUCAUUUAAUACAGAGGCAGAAUCAUCCAUAAACGUCAAGGUAAGUGAAGAGCAAGCCUUACUACAGUGUUGUGCAAAAUUCGAUCAAUGGCACGCAUUUGGACUAAGACACUUGAUAUUAUUAUACACUCAACUGUCUACUGAUUUACACCACCGAUUGACAAUGGACCGUAAAUUUUUUGAGGAUCUGCCACUCAGUUUUUCGUCUUUGAAAUCCAUCACAGAUAUGAUAAUUCAUCUUGAUAAUGUCGGUUCGAAGUCUGAAGUCACAUAUAAACAGUUUGCGAUUUUGAAAAGUUCGCAGAGACUGUUCUUGCAAGUCCGUGCUAAUCUUCCUGCUGAUUUUAUCUACUGCGAACAGCUCAAAACAGACCUCGAUUCUUUGAAAGAAAUAUGUAUGAAAAGAGAAAAUUUAGUGACAGAGAAUCGCGACAUUAUCGCAACCAAACUGGAUAGUGAAAUUGAAAGAUUAAAAUUAGUAUCAGAGUCUCUCAUUCAAGGUUGGAAGAACCGAAAGCCCGUAGGGUCUGAAACAGAUCCUGCGGAAGCGCUUGCCGUUAUUGCUUCCUUCGAGGAUUCGGUAAAUGCAACCAAAAAUCAAAUCCAUGAUCUUCUCAAGACAGCUAAAGUGCUAUUGAUCCCAACUACGGUAAAUUUCCAUCUCCAGGAUAUUCUGACGGAAAUACAAAAUUACAAAGCUAUGUGGUUGUCGGUUGGAACACUAUGGAAUUCAAUGCAAGAUAUUCUUAACCAGACGUGGAAUUCCGUUGCUAUAGGCGACGUAAAACAGCGCUUGCAGACUCUAUAUGAUGAUACAAACAAUCUUCCAUCCAACGUGUUACAGUACUCUGUAUUUCAAAAUCUCCUACAAUCCAUCAACUCUGUUCUUUCUGCCAUGAAAACUCUACAAAAUCUAAAAAGUGCCCCUCUAAAAGCGAAACACUGGUGCUGCAUUUUCCAAAAGUUCGGGUCUUGGGAACCACCUGCAACGACACUUGAUUCCCAGUCUUUUUCCCUUAUUGACGUUCUCUCAUUGAGUGUGUCGGUCAACGAAAACGAAUUAAAUAAUAUUGUGAAUCAGGCCAAAGAUGAAGAAGUGCUUGCUUCUACGUUGAAAGAUAUGAGAGAUAAAUGGAAGGAAGUUACAAUCGACAGUUUUAUCCAUCAAAGUGGCCAUAAGCUAAUAAAAAACUGGUCUAGUCUUUUCACUACGGCAACAGAUGAUAUUAAUACGCUACUUUCUAUGAAGAACUCUCAGUUUUACAAGAUUUUUGACCAAGAGAUCUACGAGUUAGAGACGAAGUUGACAGAUUUUUCCGAAAUCCUUAUGACUGGCUUAGAAAUCCAGAAGCAAUGGUGCUACUUAUACGGUGUACUUAAUGAAGGCAGCUCUCUAAAGGCACUGCUUUCCGUAGAAGCUGCUCAAUUUUCUGUGCUUACUUCAGAUCUCAACAUUCUUUUUAACACGCUUCAAACUGCUAAAAUUGCGAUGGAUGUACUUUACCACUCCGAUUAUAUUAACGCCUUGCGGUCACUAUUAGAAUCACUCACCCGAGUUAGAAAGUCUUUAAAUGAUUUUCUUGAAUCACAACGAGAGCUUUUUCCAAGAUUCUAUUUCAUUGGUAACGAAGAUCUCUUACAAUUAAUAGGAUUUAGUACAGACUUUGAGUUUUUAUCCAAUCAAAUGAGAAAGAUGUUUGGAUCCGUUGGGAGAUUGGAAAUUGUAGACAAUUCUAUUACAGCAAUUUACUCAAUUGAGGGAGAACGAUUAAGCCUUAUUAAUGACGUCAAAGUUACACCCCAAACACCAGCGUACCAGUGGUUGUCAUCCCUAGAAAAGGAAUUGAAGCAUACCUUGUCUACUUUAGCUACUGCGUGCUAUAGAAAGUACUCAUUGAAAGAUCUAGAUUCUUUAAUAGAUGAGUAUCCAUUCCAGGUAAUAUGGUUAUGUAUGUUGGUAAAUUGGACGGAACGUGCUCAAACAAUGAGACCAGACGACCUGGGAAACCUAAUUGACGACUUUACUGAUGCUAUCAAAAGACUAUCUAUCCGAAAAAGAGCUGCGGAUGGAAUGUGUAGACACACACUAAUCGACUCUUUGCUUUCUGAAAUGUUUGGAUUGAAGGAAAUGACCUUACUUUUGAAAACUGCUGAAAACAAAGAAGUCACUUGGAAUGAAACCCAGAAGUUUUACAUCGACACUAGCGCUGCUGCACUAGAAACAGUGAAAAUAGUCCAGACAGGAAUCGAGGUUCAGUAUGGAUUUGAAUAUGUGGGUGUACCGGAGACACUAGUUCAAACACCUACACUUCAAACCUUUUUUGCCACAAUGCUACAUGCCUUGUCUAAUAAUCUGGGAGGAUCACCCUUUGGUCCCGCUGGUACAGGGAAAACAGAAUCUGUUAAAUAUUUGGCGAAAAGACUUGGACGUUUUGUUUUAGUGUUUAACUGUGAUGAUACCUUCGAUUAUCGCUCCAUGGCCAGAAUAUUGUUUGGUAUAGCUCAGGUUGGCGCUUGGGGUUGCUUUGAUGAAUUUAAUCGUUUAAAAGCAGAUCUUUUGAGUGCCGUUUCCUCCCAAAUUGAAGCUAUUCAAUCUUCUAUGAUAAGUGAAGACAGGAAAUUAUCGAUACUCGAAAGAAAUGGAUUAAUACAUCGUAACACUGCAAUCUUUAUUACCAUGAAUUUAGGUUACGCAGGAAGAUCACAAUUACCUGGAAAUUUAAAGAGAAUGUUCAGAGAGUUUACAAUGUCUGCUCCUCAGACGGUGAUAAUAAUAGAGACACUACUCAAUACCAUGGGUUUUGAAGACGCAAAAGGCACUUCUUCUCAACUAGUGUCAUUUUUUGCUGAGCUCGAAUCAAAAACUUCAUGUCAAUCACAUUAUGACUUUGGUUUAAGGGCAAUAAAGUCCGUGAUUCGGAAUUGCAACUUGCAGCUCAUGCAGAAUGAGGGAAUACCGAACCAUGCGAUUCUUCUUAGAAGCAUUUGGAAUAUUAUAACUCCCAAGCUAUUAGAGGAAGAUGAAGCAAUUUUUGAAACUGCUUGGAAUAGAUUUUUCCCAAAGAAUUUCAGUUCGGUGAAAGGACAUGACCUGGAAGAGAUUGUUAUUGAAUUUUGUGAGAAGCAACAUAUCACCUUCAAUGAUUCGUUCUACAAAAAGUGUCAGCAACUUUACGAAGUCCAAAAAUCUCAACAAGGUGUGAUACUUGUCGGUGAAGCUGGAUGUGGCAAAACGACAGUACUCAACGCCACGAUGGAAAUGGUGCAAAAUACUACUAAAAAAUCAAAUGUAAUUUACACCAUUGAUUCCAAAGCGCUAAAAAAGGAGCAAUUGUAUGGGAAUCUUGAUCCUGUCACGUUCGAGUGGCAAGAUGGGUUGUUUACGACGAUUCUCAGGGAAAUAAACGAAGAUUAUCUUGAUGAAUAUGAGAAUGCAAAUAUCUGGAUAAUAUUCGAUAGUGAUUUAGAUCCGAUUUAUGCAGAGACCUUGAACAGUGCUCUUGACGAUAACAAGGUAUUUACCCUUCCGAACGGCGAACGUUUGGAUAUCCCUCACCACCUCCAUAUUGUAUUUGAAGUUGAGGAUUUAACAUUCGCAACUCCUGCAACAAUCAGCAGAUGCGGUAUGCUAUGGUUUAAUAAGAACAUAAUUUCUCCUCAUAACUUGUUUUGCUCCACUUAUAAUAGACUGUUCAAUUCCACCCCAAACUAUGGGCCGUCAGCGACGAAACUAAAAGACAGUAUGCUCGAAAUCUCGGAUUCAAUUUUCUGUCCGGAAGAUUUUGAAUUAAUACUCCGGAAGAGCGCUGACCUAAAUCACAUAUUAGAUUUUGAUAUCAACAGAAUUGCGAAAGUAUAUUCUAAUUUGAUAUGCAAUCCUUAUGUCUCAUAUUUUAAUGAUCUUUCCAAAAUGACCUCUUCAAUUUUCAAGCUCUUCAUCUUAAGACACAGCGCUUUGAGUAUUGUAUGGGCUUUUGCAGGAGACUGUCCUGUAGAUGAUAAAAUCGUGUUCUCUUCCUUCAUCCAAUCACACUUACAGUCCCAUGGACUACCGCCGGUUAAUGGUUUGAUAUUAGACUACGAGGUUUCACCGGUGUCAGCUGAACUCCUACCGCAUAAAAGAAACCUCCAAAACACAGAAUUAGAGGCUCACCAAGUUUUGUUACCUGACCUUAUCAUACCUACCGUGGACACUUAUAGACACGAGGCUAUACUUUUCACACUACUUAAACAGCAUCAGCCGUUAAUCUUAUGCGGCCCUCCAGGUUCAGGAAAAACUAUGACUCUUCAAAGUGCAUUAAAGCAAUCGGAGGACCAUAUGCUAGUAGGAAUGAACUUCUCUAAAGAUACUACUGUGGAAUCUUUUUUGAAAACUAUAGAACAGCAUACUACAUACAAGUCGACAGCAGAAGGACUAAUAAUGCAGCCCGUAUCAUUUGGAAAACAGUUAGUAUUCUUCUGCGAUGAAAUUAAUCUUCCGAAACCAGACAAGUAUGGUUCUCAGCCAAUCAUCUUGUUUUUGCGUCAGCUGCUAGAAAAGAAUGGAUUUUGGAGUCCGAAAGAUAACAAAUGGGUUUCUUUAAAGAACAUCCAAAUAGUUGCUGCCUGUAAUCCAUCUAGUGAUCCGGGAAGAAGCAAAAUGACCAAAAGAUUUACUCGCCAUGCUGCCAUAAUCAUGGUUGACUACCCCUCAAAGGAAUCUUUACUUCAUAUCUAUCAAACUUUUUUCAGAUCCGUCCUUAAAGCUAGUUCUAUCAAAAAGGACUAUGCCGAUAACCUUGCCAGAGUGUCUGUUGAGAUCUAUUUUGAAUGUAAAAAACAAUUCACUGUACAACAGCAAUAUCAUUACAUUUUCUCUCCCAGAGAACUUACUAGAUGGGUGAGAGGUGUCUAUCAUGCCAUCAGCAGCUCUGAAAUGGUCGACUUACCUCAAUUAAUAAAAAUAUGGGCCUAUGAGUCUAGACGGAUAUUUUCAGACAGAUUAGUGUCCGAAGAAGAACGACAUCUGUUUGAUAAAUUCUUAGUUGAUGCCGUUUCAUCGGAAUUCCCGUUACAAAAUAUAACAGAUAUUAUUCAACCAUCAUUCGUUUUCUGCAACUGGUUGAACAUGAAAUAUGAGCAAUCAGAUUUGAACAAAAUUCGAAGUUUUGUUUCUGAGAGAUUAAAGACUUUUUGUGAAGAAGUUUUGAGCUAUGAUAUAAUUCUUCAUAAUGAGAUGCUUUAUGCGAUGUUAAAUGUAGACAGAAUUUUGAAACAAGUUCAAGGUCACGGUAUAUUAGUUGCACCCAGCGGCAGCGGGAAAACAACCAUUACAAGGUUUGUUGCUUGGUUAAACGGAAUUGAUGUCAGAAUUCCCCUUGUGCACCGAAAUUACAAUCUAUUGGAAUUUGAUGCCUUUUUGAGGCAUGUUCUAGUGGAAAGUGGAGUUGAGAAUAAAAAAGUUUGCAUGAUUCUCGAUGAAUCCAACAUGGUGGAAGCUUCUUUCGUAGAGCGGCUCAACACUUUAUUAGCAAAUUCUGACAUACCUGGUCUUUUCCAAGCUGAAGAUUACGAUAGCCUUAUUGCAAAAAUAAGAGGUAGCCCAUUCUUGCCACGAACUGUAUUAGAUACCGAACAAAGCAUGUAUGAUUGGUUCACCGAACAAAUUUCCAAAAAUUUGCAUGUUGUCAUAAAGAUCAGUGAUCCGAAGAAGUCAAAUUCAGCAAACAUUAUGACAUCACCUGCGUUGUUCAAUCGUUGCGUUUUGACAUGGAUGGGGACAUGGAAGAAUGGUACACUUAUACAGGUUGCGAAGCACUUUAUUGAUAAAAUUCCGCUAGAUCAAACGAUGGAAGCUUCUGAUACUGUGGGACAAAUAUCAUCAGACAGCCUUCGCUCAAAAGUUACUGAAAUAUUCUACUCUGUUUUCAAGGACUAUUACUCUUCGUAUGAUGUCCCAUAUCCAUCUCCUGCCCUUUUUCUAGAUUCUUUAAAGGUUCUACGAAUAGAAUACACAAAAAAACUAACUGAAUCUGAUAAUAAUCAAAGGUUUAUUAGGAAUGGACUUAUCAAACUAAAAGAAAGUGUUAUAAUGGUUAAGAAGUUAAAUAAAGAGAUGGAAAGUAAAAAAAAUAUCCUUCAAGAAAAGAAGAUUGAAGCGAGAAAAACAUUGGACCAGAUGUUACAUGAUCAAAAUGAAUCUGAAAGAAAGCAAGAAGCAUCAAUCGAGAUUCAAAAGAUUCUCAACCUUCAAGAACAAGAAAUUUCCAAAAGAAGGGACGUGGUAAUGAAUGACCUAGCAAAAGCUGAGCCCGCCAUUUUAGAAGCUCAAAGAGGAGUGAAAAACAUUAAAAAACAACAACUAACUGAAUUGAGAACUAUGAUUAAUCCUCCUGAAGCUGUUAAAAUCACUUUAGAAGCAGUGUGCGUUCUUCUAGGUUUCCAAAUUGGUACAUGGAAGGACAUACAACAAACCAUUCGAAAAGAUGACUUUAUUGCUAGAAUUGUGACAUUUGAAACGGAAACAAUGCUUUCACAAGAACUGAAGCAUUAUAUUCAGACGCACUAUUUGAACAGAUCAAAUUUCAAGUAUGAAAAUGUACUCAGAGCUAGUCAGGCCUGUGGUCCUUUGUAUUUGUGGAUCGAAGCUCAGAUCUUGUUCUCUGAUGCUCUCACAAGAGUAGGCCCAUUGCAAAGGGAUUUACAGAUUCUUGAAGAUGAGAUUCUAAGAACUAGAGCGAAAGUUUUAGCCGCAGAUGAAAUGAUUAAUGAAUUGCAAGAGCAAAUAGAAAAGUCAAAGGAGUUGUACAGUAAAAUUAUCCGGGACAUUGAAGUUUUAAAGUCCGAAAUGUCUUUAGUUGAGAGUAAAGUGUCCAAGUCAACCACCCUUCUCGAGAGCUUGAACUCUGAAAAGGAAAGAUGGACUUUUGAGACCAGACAAUUUACAGAAGUGAAAAAAAAUCUUCUAGGAGACACCAUACUAUCUUCCCUAUAUUCUGCUUAUUGCUUUACUCAUGACUUCAAAACGAGAGCAGAAUUAGUGGGAAAAUGGAAAAUGAUUUUGGCUACAUCAGAUAUUGCUUACGACCAAUCCUUCAAUAAUCUUGCUAAGAGGGUGAGCCUUGAAAAUAAGUCAUUCUGGAUCGAAAAUGGCCUCUCUGAAGACGAAUUUGCGAUAGAAACUUUUUCAGCCGUUGUUUCGCCUACCAUAGAGAAAUAUCCAUUGAUACUAGAUCCGGAGGGGAAUAUACUAGAUGUUUUGUAUGCAGUUUACGGCUCGAAACUCGUGAUGACAAGUUUCUUGGAUCAAAAUUUCAGCAAGAGUUUGGAAAAUACCUUGAGAUUCGGAGGAGUUUUGUUGAUUCAAGAUGGUGAAUUCUUUGAUCCCUUUGUUACUAAAGUUUUGAAACAGGAAUUUCAGAACGUUGGGGGCAGGCGAAGCAUCGAACUUGGUGACUCUAUCAGAGAUUUAGAUGUUUCCAAUGACUUUAGAAUGAUUAUAUACUCUCGUGACAAAAGUUGGCGCGUCCCCAAUUACGUCUUAACUAAAACAAAAGCGUUCAACUUUACUAUAACAAAAGGCAACCUUGAAUCUCAGACCCUACAAGAUAUCCUGACAAAUGAGCUACCUACAAUCCAGAAUGAAAGAAAGCUACUUCUUGAGAAGGACUCAACCUGUCAGCUUAGAUUGAGGGAACUAGGAAACAGACUAUUGGGGCUUCUAAAUUCUUCUGAAAGUAAUAUUCUCGAAAAUGAAGAAUUGCUAAAAACGCUGGAGAACCUAAAAGUAGAAGCUGGGACAAUGUCUACCGAGAUAUCGAAGAUACAGUCACUUGUACUUGAACAGGAAUCAGCAAUAACAGAAUUUUCUCCUAUCUCUACCAUAGCUGUCCAGAUAUUCGAGCUUUUAGAAUGGGUGCGUAUCAAAAAGCAUUGGUUUUAUGAUGUUGAAGUGAAUGAGUUUUUGACAGUAUUUCGGUACGUACUUGAAAAUUCAGACGAACUUGUUAACAGCAAGCCCAAUAAACCGAAUAAAAUUUUGUCUGUACUAAUCCGCUUAAUGUUUUGUGCUUUUGGCCCAAUGUUUUUAGAGAAUGAUAGGCUCUCUUUUGCCGCACGUUUAAUGGAACUCCAGAUGUAUUCAAUGGAAAGUACACGAACAGUCGAAGAGUGGAAAAUGAUCAGAUCGAAUAUAGACCUUCUCAGGACGCAACCGCAACUAUCCGAACGAUUUACUGAGUUUAAGGAGGGUUUACUUGUCGGAGAUGCGAAAGAUGGAUUAUCACAAAUGAUCUUGACAAUCAUGAAAGAACAACCCUGGGAAAUAAGUGACUUCCUCUCGAAGAAUACUCGCUCCAAUAUUCUAUUAGUCGGGGCGGAUAAAGGUGUUGAUGGGUCAUUUAUGAUAAAGAAGCUUGCGGAACAACUCCAAAAAAAAAUAACAACAAUUGCCAUGGGAUCUUCAGAAUCCUGUAAAAUAGCUGAAGAAACGUUGAACGACUGUGUUGAAGUUGGUGGUUGGGUCUUACUACAGAACAUCCAAAUGUCCUUGACGUGGUGUAAUGAAAUAUUGCCAAAGUACUUAAAGCAGAUUAUUUCCAAUAGCAACGAAAACUUCAAAUUGUUUAUGACUUGUAGCUUACAAGAUAGCAUACAUCCAAGUUCUCAACUUUUACAGUAUAGUACGAAGAUAGCUUACGAAGGCGAAUCUGGAGUAUUAUACAAAGUCAAAAAAUUCUGGGAGCUAAUUAUUCAAAAGAAACCCGUCGAAGGAACGGGCUUAUACUUAAAACACUUGGUCUGCUGGAUACACUCGUUGCUUUUGGAGCGCGUGAAAAUCACUACCAAAGACGUCGAAUACCAUGAUUUAGAUCUGGAGCUAGCCAUUAAUGCGGUGGAAAACUGUGUCGACAAUGAGGCAAUUGAUUGGCCAAAACUAAGAUUUAUUGUUGGAAAGCUCAUAUACUGCAAUAGGUUGGACAAGAGGGAUGAAUUGUAUCAAUGGAUUAUGAACUUAACUGCUUCGAUCAUGCACGAGGGUAGUUUCAAGGCUAACAGUAAUAUAAUUGGUGAUGUAGGGUCCCCCUCUUCCAAACACUCAAUGCAUGGAAUUACGGAAUGGCUAAAUAAUUUGCCAUGGACAAUCGAACACAAAGAUAUCUGGCUAUCAGUUCCUAAGGGAAAUUUGGAGAGAAUAUCGUUCAUGCAGGCAGUAUCUUGCAUGUCCGAUUUAGUCGCUAUGGAUGCCGGGUCAGAUCAACUGGAUGUAAAAUGA
This is a messenger RNA of Kluyveromyces lactis, 12198 nucleotides long. RefSeq names its product dynein heavy chain (gene DYN1). The record is from RefSeq and is a predicted model, not a curated record. The transcript has a single exon. Gene Ontology annotation, cellular component: dynein complex. Gene Ontology annotation, biological process: microtubule-based movement. NCBI's taxonomy places the organism in Eukaryota, Fungi, Ascomycota, Saccharomycetes, Saccharomycetales, Saccharomycetaceae. Bases 1 to 12198 code for a protein of 4065 amino acids. Gene Ontology annotation, molecular function: ATP binding; ATP hydrolysis activity; dynein light intermediate chain binding.